AUGGCAGAGAAGAAAUCGCAGUUAAGCAGAACCUUGGCCUUGAAGGAUUGGGGAGAAUUCUUUCAAGCAAAAAGGAAACUGAACAAAGACACAGAGGCAGGAAACCAAGUAUACAUCGUAUACAACGAUGGCCCGCUGCGGGAGGAGCACGCCUUCCAAUUCUGUUUCAUUUUGCUUCUGCAGAAGGAAACCCCGCUUGCCAAUGCGGCAUUCUGGGCAGCGAGGAGGGGCAACCUGACUCUGCUCCGCCUGCUACUGAACAGCGGCCGCGUGGACGUGGACUGUAGGGACAGUCAUGGGACCACACUCCUCAUGGUCGCCUCCUAUGCUGGCCACAUAGACUGUGUGAAGGAGCUUGUCCUGCAGGGAGCGGACAUCAAUCUCCAGAGAGAGUCAGGUACAACCGCCCUUUUCUUUGCUGCCCAACAAGGACAUAAUAAUGUCGUCCGAUUUCUCUUUGAAUUUGGAGCAUCCACUGAAUUUAGGACCAAAGAUGGAGGCACUGCCCUGCUGGCCGCCAGUCAGUACGGGCACAUGCAGGUGGUGGAGACCCUGCUAAAGCACGGAGCCAACAUCCACGACCAGCUCUACGAUGGAGCCACUGCACUCUUCCUAGCAGCCCAAGGGGGUUACUUGGAUGUGAUUCGAUUAUUGUUAUCUUCAGGCGCGAAAGUCAACCAGCCGAGGCAGGUAAUGUUUGUGCGUGCCCAUGCGUGUGGGGCGGUGGGCAGGGUGGCUUGCAGUCUGCAGCAGCACCUGCCUAAGAUAGCCAGUCAGAUCUGGGUGUCUCUAAAGCCUUUUUGCCUCUGGAUGAAAGUUCAUCCUUGAUCAAGGUUUCUCUCCUGUUCUUUGCUUUGGGCUCACCUGAAAGCCUGUGAAAUCAGGCUGACAUCACCAUUUCAAUAUAUUUGGUGUCUGAGGUCAAGUACAUACUCUGCCACCUCCUGCUCAAAUAAAUGAUGUCUGCACUGAGGUCGGGAGAGUAGGCUAGACUGGGACAUAGGUAAAUCGAGGCGGGUCAGGGAGCCUUGCCCUUGCUCAGCUCCUCCGCUGCUAUGGUGCCGUAUCUCUUCCCCACCACUUCUUGUGCUGAGCCAGAGGUGUUCUUAGUGGGUUCUGUAGUUUCGUCUCACAUUACAGCACUGUUGAGACUUCAUUUACCAAAAGCCAAGAUGUUCUUUGGAGACUCAAUUAACUGAUAUGUAAAGAAAGGAGCACAAGGUAACCCAGGGCUUCCCUGGUGGCUCAGCAGUAA
Molecule: messenger RNA, 1255 nt
Organism: Odocoileus virginianus texanus
Lineage: Eukaryota; Metazoa; Chordata; Mammalia; Artiodactyla; Cervidae
Source: RefSeq, a predicted model, not a curated record